This is a messenger RNA of Physella acuta, 2186 nucleotides long. Its product is annotated as E3 ubiquitin-protein ligase RNF14. Gene Ontology annotation, molecular function: ubiquitin-protein transferase activity; protein binding; zinc ion binding. The record is from RefSeq and is a predicted model, not a curated record. Lineage: Eukaryota; Metazoa; Mollusca; Gastropoda; Physidae. Gene Ontology annotation, biological process: protein ubiquitination.
CAGUUACGAUGUCCACUGUGAUUUGAACAGCUUCACGUAGAGAAUCUCACGAACAAAUGUAUCGGUUGUUUUCUUAGUUUACCUAUGUGAGUAGGCCCUACAAUGUGCUCAACUUCCUACAAUUGUGACUUGUAUGACAAGAACCUAGAGGAGCAGAGAGACGAGGUUACAGCCCUAACAUCAAUUUAUAACACAGAUGAUAACGAAAAAGUACAGCUUACUUCAGCAGGUGAUAAUGAAAAGAAUGGAUUAUUUAAAUUUUGUGUGAAAAUAUGCCCAAAGCCAGAAACUGAAAAGAUCCACAUUGAUGUUGUACUGCCCAUUGAAGAAGAAACACAAUAUGGAGUCACAGCUGCUGGUCAGGAAACUCCACCCACCACCUUGAAAAACCUCCCACUCAACAGUUCAACUUCGGACCACAGAUGGCCAGGCUCGUUUGAUGUGAAGUAUUUAUCUCCUCUGUACCUGGACAUCACCUUCCCACCCACCUACCCAUCAAGUGACCCCCCAUCUUACCAGCUGUCAUGUCCAUGGCUGACCAGCACACAGCUUGAAUGUACUGGUCAAAUGCUGGACAAUCUUUGGCAAGAGGGGAAGCCAAUGGUUAUUGUAUUCACCUGGAUUUAUUGGCUGGAAAAUAAUCUGCUCAGGUUUUUGGGGAUUACAGAUCAUGUUUAUCUACAUGUGGCUCAAAUUGUUAAUGAUGGUGAAGGUCAAAGUUCACUUGUUGACAUAAUAGGAGAAGUCAUUGGCAAAAUGAUCAGGUACAACCAAGAGCAGAUGAGACUUGAGUUCUGUCAGUCAAUGCAGGAGUGUCCUGUAUGCCUGAUGGAGAAACCUGGCAUCCAUUUCCAUAAACUCCAGGAGUGUCAGCAUUUCUUCUGUACAGAUUGUAUGAGGGAGUUUUGUGACUUGCAUGUUAGAGAUGGCACUGUCGAGGCUUUGAAGUGUCCAGACAUCAAAUGUAACACAAUUCUACCACCAUCUAUUGUCCAGGCUGUUUUAGGACCAGAAGCUUACAACAGAUGGGAGAAGUUGUUGUUGCAGAAAACACUGGAUGCUAUGGCUGAUACUGACUACUGCCCACGAUGCAACAGUUUGGUCAUAGCAGAAGCAGAAGAGAGUCUCCAUCUUGCUCACUGCACUGUUUGUCUGUUUUCUUUUUGUACUGAGUGCAGAAGAUGUUGGCAUCAGGGCAGUCCUUGUAGGCCUACAUCUGAUGAAGAGAAGUUGAAGAUUUUAGAAGAGCGGUUCAACAGAAAAUUUCUUAGGGCCACGAAAUAUGAAAAGUUGGUUAAACUGAAGAAAAAAAUUCAAGAAAAAAUGGAAAAUGAAAAUUUUCUUAGAGCAAAUACACAAUUCUGUCCUGGAUGUAAAAUUGCUAUAGAAAAAAAUGAAGGGUGCAAUCAUAUGCUUUGCAAAUGUGGCACUUCCUUUUGUUGGCUGUGUGCUGAAGAGCUUGCAUACCACAGAGGAAGUUGCAGGUUAUUUAUUCAUGCACCUAAAGAUGACACUAACAGUCCAUUGAGAAAACCAUAUGAUUUUAAACAGGUCCAGGCAUGGUUCCCAGUCAAACCACAUCUUUCAGCCAACAAGUGCCAAUGUCCUAAGUGCAAACAGCUCAACUUGAAGAAAACUGACCACAACAACCACAUCAAGUGCUGGAACUGCAAGAGCAACUUUUGUUUUCUGUGUAAACAGCUGAUCAGGGGUGCCAUAAUGGCCCAUUUUUUGGGGCCAUGUGUUCAACACUCCUAGCACAUGCUGUUCUCUAGAGACUAACAAUUACGCUGUUGUAAUUGUAUUAUUUGGGCAAGUGAGCAUGGAUAAGACCCUAGCUUGAUAUUGUCAGAUGGGAUCCAGAUAGAAAUGCAAAUAAAAGUUAAUCUAAGGAAACAUACAAGAAGACCAGAUGAACAUUGCUUGAAUAUUAUAAAUCCAGCCUAGGGCAAAAAUGUGAAGUUGCAGCCCUUUAUAUGUGGUCCAAUAAACAAUGUUGAUAUUGAUUAUUGUUCAUGAUUUCAUGGAAUGUUUACUUUUUUAUUUCUUUACUGCCUUUAUGAUACUCAUUUAGAUAUGUGUAACACACAUUUUGUGAGAAUAUUUAGUAAUUUAUGUUGACAUUUCUAAUUUAUUCUUAAUGUUUACAUUAUUUAUUGAUUUGUAAUAUGUAGGAAUAGUGAUAA